Messenger RNA from Lodderomyces parapsilosis, 1881 nucleotides. It is a transcript of the gene MLH3, whose product is annotated as mismatch repair protein. Lineage: Eukaryota; Fungi; Ascomycota; Pichiomycetes; Serinales; Debaryomycetaceae. The record is from RefSeq and is a predicted model, not a curated record. Gene Ontology annotation, biological process: mismatch repair. The coding region runs from base 1 to 1881 and encodes 626 amino acids. Gene Ontology annotation, molecular function: ATP hydrolysis activity; ATP-dependent DNA damage sensor activity; ATP binding. Gene Ontology annotation, cellular component: mismatch repair complex. The transcript has a single exon.
AUGAAAGUGCAAAGACUUGAUGAUUCAGUAAUCAAUCAAAUCAAGUACCAUCUCCACUUCAACACCAUUGACUCCAUUGUCGAAACAAUCUUACAACGAUGUUCCUCGUUGAAAGCAUCAACAAUUACCAUCAAGAUUGAUUUACAAGCAGUUGCUGUAUUUAUUCAAAGCAAUGAUGUUGGAUACACACCCAAUGAGCUAGAGGAGCUUGCUGUAGGUGGAAAUUUUGGCGGACUUGAAGUCGUAUCAAAUAUCAAAGUGAUUUCCAAGUUCAAGGAGUUUAAGUGUCCAUAUACAAUCACGGUUGGAAGAUCCCCCAUUGCACAAUUGUGCGAUGAACCUGAUUCCAAAAAUAGUUACUGUAAGCCUGAACCUAUAGGAAAACACGGUACAAUAUAUAUGGUAUCCAACAUAUUUAGUAACUUGCCAGUGAGACAGGCUCAGCUUAAAUCGACCCCCAUGUAUAAGGUUAUAAACAAUGUCAAGUUGGCUUUAUUGCAAGUGCUAUACAAGAGGAGCCAAAUCCAAGUCAGUUUACAGUUGUAUAAUCCCCAAAAAUUCCAAUUUGAAGAGAUGUCAACAACAAAUGCCGCGUCACACACCAAAUUGUUGCAAGAUUUGUUUGAAAUUGAUGUCCAGUUCAAACCAGUCAAGGCUACGUUCAAAACAUAUCAAAUUGAAGGUAUUAUUGGCCUCCAAAGAAUAAACACCAGAAAUCAUCAAUUUGUUUUCGUAAACAACAAGUUGAUGACGUUAACGAGAACCGAGAUUGCUGGAUUCUCUGACGUCUUUGAAAAUUUUGGUGAUUUAGAUCCAAGUCCAAAAAAGAAAAUGUUGCGGAAAUACCCCACUUAUUUGAUAUCAAUAACAUGUGAUAAAGAUGUAACUGAGUGUUCUUACUCAUGGAGAGUUAUACUUGAUAUAUUGAAACGGAUUUUCAUCAAAUUUGUGCGUUUGGGACAACUGAAACAAUCAACAAAUGAAGUUGAUGACAACAAUGAGUUUCAACUCCUGCCUAGUCCCAAGAGAGCCAAAACUGACAAGUUUAUAUUAAACACAAAUGUUCGAUGGGGAGAUGUCAAUAGGAGAGAGAUUGAAGGUAUGGUUAGUUGUGGGAAAUCACUGUCCCUGAAGCCGCAAGUACAGCCACCAACCACUAAAAUAGCCCACGAUUGUUGCCAUCACCAUCAACCAGAAUGUGAACUGAACGAAUACGAACAUAUCCAGUUUGACAAACUACAUCUUACAAAAUACCGAAUAAUCAAACAAAUUGACAAGAAAUUUAUCCUCUUGAUUAUUAAUUCAAAACUAGUUAUCUUGGACCAACAUGCAGCGGAUGAAAGAGUUAAAGUGGAACAAUUGAUGCGAGAGUUUGUCUACAACAUGCCGCGCAAUUUACGGCUUGUGCAACCACUACGUAUUAAGGUAUCCUCAAGUGAGCACCUUUUAUUGCAACAAUAUCUUGCUCAAUUCAAAUCAUUAGGUAUAAUUUACUAUUUAGGUAAAGAAAAGAAGGAUAAUGACUUAAUAAUCACCAACGUGCCAGAACUUCUCAUCCCCAGUUGCAAUGAUGGCCCAUUCAUAAAGAGCUUAUUAAUGCAGCAUUGUUUUGAUUUACAAAACAACAUUAAGAAUCAAAUCGUUAAUGCCACAAUUGCCAAUGAUGGUGAUUGGCUCAUCGUUAUGCAUCACACACCGCAGUUUAUCAUCAAUAUGAUCAAUUCACGAGCUUGUCGAUCAGCAAUCAUGUUUGGUGAUGAGUUAACCAUGCAAGAAAUGCAUCAGUUGAUUGAUGACUUGAGUAAAUGUAAAUUACCCUUCCAAUGUGCUCAUGGUAGACCAUCGAUAGUUCCAUUAGUUAAUCUACGUAAUAAUGAGUAA